Molecule: messenger RNA, 757 nt
Organism: Fomitiporia mediterranea MF3/22
Lineage: Eukaryota; Fungi; Basidiomycota; Agaricomycetes; Hymenochaetales; Hymenochaetaceae
Exons: 2
Coding region: 73-543 (156 amino acids)
Molecular function (GO): acyltransferase activity, transferring groups other than amino-acyl groups
Source: RefSeq, a predicted model, not a curated record
CGGCAGCCCUCUAGCCACCUGCGCAUCUCGUUCCUCCAUCUGGGCAGUCAAUUUACUGGCAGUCACAACAAGAUGACUGUUCCGAUACAGUCAAGUACAUUCCAGCAAGACGUUCCUCAAACUGAGAUCAUCAAGAUCCCAGACGUCGGCGAAUGGGGGCGUGACGAACUCAAACACCAGUGUUUCGACCUCCGCAUAGCCGUCUUUACUCAUGAACAGGGCUUCCCUCUCGACGUCGAGAUAGAUGAAGCCGACGAGACCGCAACACACUUCCUCUUGCGGCUCGUCCCUUCAUCGGAACCCAUCGGCACAAUACGCGCCGUACGCAUCGGCGAUGACUACAAGCUCAGCCGAUUAGUCGUGCUCAAGCAGUAUCGGAAGUAUCAAUUUGGUCGAGCGCUCGUAUUGGCAUUGCAUGAAUGGGUAGUGCGCGAUGCGCAACUGCGCGGAGCUCCCCCCGAUUCGUAUGUUAGAUGCAUAACACAUUCUCAGAUACCCGUCAAGUCAUUCUAUGCAAAGUACGUUAUCACCACAGUCCCCUAAAUGUUCAACACUGCUUCUGUUCUUCAAUUUGUUUUACUUCGUUCUAUGUGCGACGAUUACACGUCCAGAAUCAGCAGUGGCAGAAUUAGACUUGACUAUCUCAAGUAAAUUAGAACCAAAUUGCUGCGGACUACCUUACUUUGUCCUUUCAAUCCGCGAUACUCAUGUCUUCCAGGGGAGCCACUCCUCCGAACCUGGUAAAAACCGCGGCAGU